Molecule: messenger RNA, 4746 nt
Organism: Aspergillus terreus NIH2624
Lineage: Eukaryota; Fungi; Ascomycota; Eurotiomycetes; Eurotiales; Aspergillaceae
Product: pentafunctional protein ARO1
Exons: 2
Coding region: 1-4746 (1581 amino acids)
Biological process (GO): chorismate biosynthetic process; aromatic amino acid biosynthetic process
Cellular component (GO): cytoplasm
Molecular function (GO): 3-phosphoshikimate 1-carboxyvinyltransferase activity; shikimate 3-dehydrogenase (NADP+) activity; 3-dehydroquinate dehydratase activity
Source: RefSeq, a predicted model, not a curated record
AUGCCCGAACCUACGAAAAUUAGCAUCUUGGGGAAGGAGAGCAUCGUCGCCGAUUUCGGUCUCUGGCGCAAUUAUGUCGCCAAAGACCUGAUCAGUGGCUGCCCCUCCACCACCUACGUCCUCAUCACCGAUACCAACAUCGGCUCCAUUUACACCCCCAGCUUCCAAAAGACCUUCGAAGAAGCCGCCGCUGCCAUCUCCCCGUCCCCGCGUCUAUUGGUCUACCAUGCGCCCCCCGGAGAGGUGUCCAAGUCCCGCCAGACCAAAGCCGACAUUGAAGAUUGGAUGUUGAGUCAGAGUCCCCCAUGUGGUAGGGAUACGGUGGUCAUUGCUCUGGGUGGAGGCGUCAUCGGUGACCUGACCGGCUUCAUCGCCGCUACUUACAUGCGUGGUGUCCGUUAUGUCCAGGUUCCGACUACUCUCCUGGCCAUGGUCGACUCCUCCAUCGGAGGAAAGACUGCCAUCGAUACCCCGCUUGGUAAGAACCUGAUCGGCGCCAUCUGGCAACCCACGCGCAUCUACAUCGACCUCGAGUUCCUGGAGACUCUCCCCGUGCGGGAGUUUAUCAACGGAAUGGCCGAGGUGAUCAAGACCGCCGCCAUCUCCAGUGAGGAAGAGUUCACCGCAUUGGAGGAAAACGCCGAGACGAUUCUGUCCGCCGUGCGCCGUGAAGUCAAGCCCGGUCAGCACCGAUUCGCCGGUCUCGAAGACAUUCUCAAGGCUCGCAUUCUCGCGUCCGCGCGUCACAAGGCCUAUGUCGUCUCCGAGGACGAGCGAGAGGGUGGCCUUCGGAAUCUCCUAAACUGGGGUCACUCCAUUGGCCACGCGAUUGAGGCCAUUCUCACCCCCCAGAUCCUACACGGUGAGUGCGUUGCCAUUGGUAUGGUGAAGGAAGCCGAGUUGGCGCGCCACCUGGGUAUCCUGAAGAAUGUCGCCGUAGCUCGCAUUGUCAAGUGCAUCGCCGCCUACGGUCUGCCUACCUCCCUGAAGGAUUCCCGCAUUCGCAAGCUCACCGCCGGCAAACAUUGCUCUGUCGACCAGCUGCUUUUCAACAUGGCCCUGGACAAGAAGAACGACGGCCCCAAGAAGAAGAUUGUGCUCCUCUCGGCCAUCGGUCAGCCGUACGAACCCAAGGCUAGCGUUGUGCCCAAUGAGGACAUCAGCGUGGUUUUGGCCCCCAGUGUUGAGGUACACCCCGGUGUUCCCAAGGAAUCCAAUGUUGUCUGUGCUCCCCCGGGCUCGAAGAGUAUUUCCAACCGUGCUCUGGUUCUGGCUGCGUUGGGCUCUGGCACGUGUCGGAUCAAGAACUUGCUGUAUUCCGACGAUACUGAGGUUAUGAUGAAUGCGUUGGAGAGAAUCGGCGCCGCCACCUUCUCCUGGGAAGAGGAGGGUGAAGUGCUUGUCGUGAACGGAAAGGGAGGAGACAUUAAAGCCAGCCCUACUCCCCUCUAUCUUGGAAACGCGGGCACCGCCUCGCGGUUCCUGACCACGGUCGUCACCCUUGCGACCGCCAGCACUGUCGAUCACAGCGUCUUGACCGGCAACAACCGCAUGAAGCAACGUCCAAUUGGCGACUUGGUUGACGCCUUGACUGCGAACGGCGCCUCGGUCGAAUACUUGGAGAAGAAGGGCAGUCUUCCUCUGAAGAUCGGUGCCGGUGGUGGAUUUGCCGGAGGACGUAUCAACCUGGCUGCUAAGGUUUCCUCUCAGUUCGUGUCCUCGCUCCUCAUGUGCGCUCCCUACGCCAAGGAGCCUGUCACCCUGAAGCUGGUUGGUGGCAAGCCCAUCUCCGAACCGUAUAUCGAGAUGACCACCGCCAUGAUGCGCUCUUUUGGCAUUGAGGUGCAAAAAUCGACCACCGAGGAGUUCACCUACCAUAUCCCGCAGGGUCGUUAUGUCAACCCCGCCGAGUACGUGGUGGAGAGCGAUGCUAGCUCUGCUACCUAUCCUCUUGCCAUUGCUGCCGUCUCGGGCACGACCUGCACAAUCCCCAACAUCGGCUCCAAGUCUCUCCAGGGCGACGCCCGCUUUGCCGUGGAUGUCUUGCGGCCCAUGGGCUGCACGGUCACUCAGACUGAGACCUCGACCACAGUUACUGGACCGGCCGAUGGCAUCCUGCGGCCGCUCCCUAACGUGGACAUGGAGCCCAUGACUGACGCUUUUCUGGGAGCCUCCGUGCUUGCCGCCAUUGCUCGCGGGGAGGGCUCUAACCACACCACCCGGAUCUACGGUAUCGCGAACCAGCGAGUGAAGGAAUGCAACCGGAUCAAGGCCAUGAAGGACGAGCUCGCUAAGUUCGGAGUGGUCUGUCGCGAACACGACGACGGUCUCGAGAUCGACGGCAUCGACCGCUCCACCCUGAGACAGCCCGCGGGUGGCGUUUUCUGCUACGAUGACCACCGUGUGGCGUUCAGUUUCAGCGUUCUUUCCCUCGUGACUCCCCAGCCCACCUUGAUCCUGGAAAAGGAGUGUGUCGGUAAGACGUGGCCUGGUUGGUGGGACACCCUCAGACAGUUGUUCUCCGUGAAGCUCGAGGGAAGAGAGCUCAAGGAGGAAGAAACUCCCGUACUGACUGGUGCGGAGAAGGCCAGUGCUUCUGUGUUCAUCAUCGGUAUGCGGGGUGCUGGCAAGACGACGAGCGGAAAAUGGGUCGCAAAGGCCUUGAACCGUCCGUUCGUUGACCUCGACACUGAGUUGGAAACCAACGAGGGCAUGGCAAUCCCCGAAAUCAUCAAGCAACGUGGCUGGCAGGGAUUCCGGGAUGCCGAACUGAGCCUUCUGCAGCGCACGUUGAAGGAACGCGCGACUGGCUACGUGUUUGCAUGUGGCGGCGGUAUUGUUGAGAUCCCGGAGGCGCGCAAGCUGCUUAUCGACUAUCACAAGAACAAGGGCAAUGUCCUUCUGAUCAUGCGCGAUAUUAAGCAAGUGAUGGACUUCCUCUCCAUUGAUCAGACUCGUCCGGCCUAUGUGGAAGACAUGAUGGGCGUGUGGCUACGCAGAAAGCCCUGGUUCAACGAGUGCAGCAACAUCCAGUAUUACAGCCAACACGCAAGCUCCAGCGGCCUUACUCGGGCGUCUGAGGAUUUUGAGCGGUUCUUGAAGGUCGUCACGGGCCAGGUGGACAACCUCAGCCUGAUCAAGCAGAAGAAGCAUUCCUUCUUCGUGUCCCUUACUCUGCCGGAUCUGCGCUCUGCCAGUGACAUCCUCGAUGAGGUCUGCGUGGGCUCUGACGCCGUCGAGCUCCGCGUCGAUCUGUUGAAGGACCCCGCGUCGGAUAGCGACAUUCCUUCGGUCGACUACGUGGCCGAGCAGAUGUCCUUCCUCCGCAGUCGCACGGCCCUUCCCCUCAUCUUCACCAUCCGCACCAAGAGCCAAGGUGGCCGUUUCCCUGACGAUGCUCAUGACGCUGCGAUGGACCUGUACCGUCUCGCUAUGCGUUCUGGCAGCGAGUUCGUGGAUCUCGAGAUCGCUUUCCCCGACGAGAUGCUCCGUGCGGUCACGGAGAUGAAGGGUUACUCGAAGAUCAUCGCAUCGCACCAUGAUCCCAAGGGCGAGCUGUCGUGGUCCAACAUGUCUUGGAUCAAGUAUUACAACCGAGCCCUCGAGUACGGUGACGUGAUCAAGCUCGUCGGUGUGGCGAAGAACCUCGACGACAACACCGCCCUUCGGAAGUUCAAGACGUGGGCAGAGGAGGCUCACGAUGUGCCGAUGAUUGCCAUCAACAUGGGUGACAACGGACAACUGAGCCGCAUCCUGAACGGCUUCAUGACCCCUGUGUCCCACCCCAGCCUUCCGUUCAAGGCCGCUCCUGGCCAGCUGUCGGCCACUGAAAUUCGCAGAGGACUGUCUCUGAUGGGUGAGAUCAAGAAGAAGCGGUUCGCCAUCUUUGGCAACCCUGUGUCAGUUUCCCGUUCCCCGGCCCUCCACAACACCCUCUUCCAGCAGUCGGGACUCCCCCACGAGUACACGCGGCUGGAGACCUCCAACGCCGAAGACGUUAAGGACUUUAUCCGCUCCCCUGACUUUGGCGGUGCGUCUGUGACGAUUCCGUUGAAGCUGGAUAUCAUGCCUCUGUUGGAUGAGAUCGCGCGGGAGGCUGAAAUCAUCGGUGCGGUGAACACCAUCGUGCCCGUGAACAACGGUUCUGACAAGACUCGGCUGGUGGGCUACAACACCGACUGGCAGGGCAUGAUCCUGUCUCUGCGCAACGCCGGUGUGUACGGCGCCAACAAGGACGCCAGCGCGGUGGUGGUUGGUGGCGGCGGCACUGCUCGGGCCGCGAUCUUUGCUCUCCAUAACAUGGGCUACUCUCCGAUCUACGUCAUCGGACGUUCGGCGAGCAAGCUGCAGAGCAUGGUUGAAACCUUCCCGACUGGCUACAACAUCCGGGUGGUGGACAGCAGCGAGCAGAUUGACACAGUGCCGCAGGUCGCCAUUGGCACGAUCCCGGCGGACCGGCCGAUCGACCCCGGCAUGCGGGAGACCCUGUGCCACAUGUUUGAGCGGGCUCAGGAGCUCGACGCCGACAUCGUCAAGACCGGCGAGAAGGCGCCGCGUGUGCUCCUGGAGAUGGCCUACAAGCCCGCCGUGACGGCUCUGAUGCAGUUGGCGUCGGAUGCCGGCUGGCUCACUAUUCCGGGGCUGGAGGUCCUGGUGGGGCAGGGCUGGUAUCAGUUUAAACACUGGACGGGAAUUUCCCCGCUCUACAAGGACGCGCGGACGGCGGUGCUUGGAGACUCGGCAUGA